UUGUCGUCCAUCCAUUCAUUCACGUGGCUCCAACCAUAAACUACAAAGCAAAGCAUGUCUCCCAUAUUCGAGUCUCAUCACCCACUGUCCAUCUUUGUUAAACUCAUGCAUUAAUUUUUGGAUCAGAAUAUGGGAAUAUUUGCAGAAAAUAGAAAACCCAAAAUUAAUAGUGGGUGAUGACUGAUGGGUGAUAAGUGUGAAGAGUCGGUGGGGCCAUUUGGAAUACGUUGCUUGCGGGUGGGGUUUCCGUUGGAAAACAAGAAACGGAGAGGCAAGACUCAAAAAAGCACUGCCGUUUGUGGGGGUUAACUUUGAUGAUCCAGGGAGAAAGAUGGUGAUCCAAACUGCCGAAUUUUCUGUGGGAGGAUCUGAUGUGAGUUCUGCGACCACUGGGUGGGCUGAUCAGUUGUGUUAUCAUGCCGGAAAUAGGGUUUUCAAGAGUGGACCACUCUUUAUAUCAUCCAAAGGAAUAGGAUGGGCAUCUUGGAAGAGAAGGUGGUUUAUUUUGACACGCACAUCAUUGGUCUUCUUUAGAAGAAACCCGAGCAUUGUUCCUCAGAAAGGGGGAGAGGUGAAUCUGACCCUUGGUGGCAUUGACCUUAACAAUUCAGGCAGUGUGGUUAUGAAAGCAGAUAAAAAACUAUUGACUGUGCUCUUUCCUGAUGGUGGUGAUGGACGGGCUUUCACACUCAAGGCUGAAACUUUAGAAGACCUUAAUGAGUGGAAGGAUGCACUUGAGGAUGCUUUGGCACAGGCACCUAAUGUAGCUCUUGUAAUGGGACACAAUAGCAUCUUCAGGAAUGAACCGACAGAUGGAAUUGAUGUGAGGAGUAAACAUCCUGUAAAGUCCUUGGUGGUUGGUAGGCCAAUUUUACUUGCUUUGGAAGAUGUUAACGGAGCUCCAUCUUUCUUGGAGAAAGCCCUCAGGUUUCUAGAACAAUAUGGAGUCAAAGUAGAAGGUAUCUUUCGACAAUCUGCUUCAGUAGAUGAUGUUGCACGCCGAGUUCGGGAAUAUGAGCAGGGUAAUAAUGAAUUUUCUCCAGAUGAGGACCCCCAUGUUGUUGCUGAUUGUAUCAAGCAUGUCCUUCGGGAGUUACCAUCAUCACUUGUGCCUGCAUCUUGUUGCAGUGCUCUAUUAAAAGCAUGUCGUACUGAACGUGGAGUUAGAGUGAAUGCCAUUCGUAGAGCAUUAUAUGAAACAUUUCCAGAACCAAACUGUCGAUUGUUAAAGAGAAUUCUUUUGGUGAUGCAAGCUGUGGCAUCUCACAAAUCCGAGAACCGGAUGAGUUUAUCAGCUGUGGCAGCUUGCAUGGCACCUUUAAUUCUUCGUCCCCUGGUGGCUGGCAAUUGUGAGAUUGAAAAUGGUUUUGAUUUAAGUGGUAAUGGGUCUCUUCAACUUUUGAAAGCUGCUGCUGCAGCUAACCAUGCUCAAGCUAUUGUUAUAACUUUACUAGAGGAGUUUUGCAGUAUAUUUGAGGGUAACCACUUGCAGGCGGGUUCUGUUUCUUCUGAACUUUCUGAAUCAGAAGACAGUAGCAGUGAAAUUGAAGAACCAACUAAUGAUGAGAUCCUAAAAAAUGAUGAAUACCAUGAUGAGGCAAAACAUCAGACUGAAAUGGAUGCAGAAGACACAUCAAGGGGAACUUGUAGCAAAAUUAGUGGCAGAAGAGAUGAUGAUGUAUUAUCUGACAGUGUGGGUUCUGAAGACUCUACUUCUGAUUAUGUCACUCCUGAAAUUAAGGGAGAUUUUGAAACCACUCAAGGCCCAUUAACUGCUCCCCAAACUUCAUAUUCUCAGCAUGGUUGCAGACAGAGUAGUCAUAAUCUGCAGGAUCAGAGUGAUACCUGUUCAGAAAUGCAUGCUUGCAUGUCAUGUGAUUCCUCAGAAGAUGUUCCAGGCGAAAUAAAUUUAGUGCCAAAUUUAACUGGUUGUGGUCCAUCUUCAUGCUUUCAAAAAUCUAAAAAUAAGUCGAACAAUCCUUUGGCAGGUGUCAAACAAUACAGUAAAUGGGGGCAUAUCCAUGCAAAAAAGAACCAUUCAUUGGAAUCAAUUGAUUAUGAAAUUGAAGAUGAGGUUGCAAUUUAUAGGCUUGAGGACAUGAAAACUGACUUGCAAAAUAGAGUUGCAGAAGAGGCAAAAGGGAAUGCAAUUCUUCAAGCAAGUCUGGAAAGAAGAAAGCAGGCUUUGCAGGAGUGCCGUUCAGCACUUGAACAAGAUGUGGCAAGGCUAAAGAAACAGUUGCAAGAAGAUAAGGGUUGGAGGGAAGCUUUGGAAGCUGGGCUGCACCUGCCAUAUGGUCACUUAACCAUCUCAACCACUACCAAUGACAGGAUGAAUGCAGAUCUUGAGGAAAUUCCUCCUGCAGAAGCAGAUUUGAAGCAGCAGGUUGAAGAUCUCCAUGUGCAUAUUCGUCAACAACUUGAAUGGAACAAUGGAUUUUUAUGUGGUUCAUGUAGUCAACAUUCACAACCUCUGCAUUAUCCUGCAACUUUGAAUGAUAAACAGAAGGAUGCUGGAGUUCCACUUACUUCCCAUCUUAAAGAAAGCUCAAUGCGAAGCAAGGACAUUAAUACAAGCAGCACAAACAUUGAGACGGUGAAGAAACAGGCUAUACAACAUCUACCAACCAAACAGCUGCUUCACAAGCAACAACUCAGUUUACCAGAUCAUGACAAAAUUAUAUCAUCCUGGCUUCCGGCUACUUCACCAGUGGAGGCAUUGAUAGAGCCUGCUGCUUCAUUCACCUCUAGAAAGUUUGCUUUAAGGAGUGAGGUGAAUCCACAACAGGAAACCAUUUCCACAUCUUUUGCACUAACUAAGCUGACAUCUCGGCUCAACUUCUUGAAGGAGAAGCGAACCCAAAUUACAAAGGAUAUCCAAAAUUUUGACAAAGGCUUAGGGUCUGAUAGCCAAUCACACCAGAAUCAAGAAAAUGUUUGAGGCGCAGCAGCCCAUUUGUGGUCAAAAGCCAAGUGAUUUCUGAAAAACAUGAGAAAUUUCAAGGAUUGGAAGUCAAAUCUCUUGCCUAUGAAUCCACCAUCAUCUAUUCUUGGGAACCUUAUUGGGUUUGCAUCUCAUUUGCACUCAGAAGCAAGUGGUUUAUGACUGACUGGAACAUAUGUACAGUUUAUUUAUCUUAUCAAUGUUUUCUGCACUACUCAUCCAGUUUUGCAAAGUAGCCUAGCUUUGGGAGAGAAAGAGAAUUGAGGAUUUUCUGCAAUACUCUUCCAGUUUUGCAAAGUAGCCUAGCUUUGAGAGAGAAAAUUGAGGAUUUUAUUUAGCAUUGAGAUGCACUGAUAUCAUGUAGUUAGAUUAAAGAUGCAGUUUGUACAGGAAAUGCAAACAUAUUCCUUUUUGUUGCCACAAGAACUCGAGCAUUUUAGAUACGUUAUGAUUGAAUAAUUUUACAAGUCGUAGUUGUAGUUGUCGUUCAGAUAUCCAUCACAAAUGAUGAUUUCACAAGUAAAACUGACGUCCAAAUCCAUCCCAGAGGAAUCACUUGUUAGGAGGACUUGAACGGGGCCAUCGAUUUUGCGUGGUCUUAGCUUCUGGGUCACAAUAUGCAGUCAACGUGGCAUAUGGUUCUGGGUCUAUAUGCAGCAAAACGUUAGGCAGAUGGUCAUCUGCAGUGCGGAAAAAUUCGUUCAGAUUGUAGCAAUCUGCAUGGUGGAAAUGUUCAAAUUGUGAUGUGCCCAACAUGAAAGUGACGAAGGCAAUUUGACAAUUAUAGCCAGCCACUCAAUCGAUGACCCCAUGACUAGGCCUAUUGCUUAACAUGUCAGACUGAUUCUAACGUGGCCAUGACGGCGACAUUUAAAAAAAGUCACCCCAAUGCGUAUAAGGUAUCAACAUCAAAUCACUAAAUGACACGGCCCCAGAUGCACCUAACCAGAAACCAUCACCAUUAAUCACCUUCCUCCCUCUUUCCAUCUCCAAAACUCCAAAUCCGUUCCUUCAAUUAUCUCUUCAUAACUCAUCCAACUCCAUCACCUAAUUAUCGUAUAAGGCCAAAAAAACAGAUAAACAGCCCCUUCCAAGUGUCGGCAAGCAAGGCAAGCAAGCCCAUGCUAUUGGAUCGUGGUUCUUGUGAAUGCAUCCCACCCUCCAAAUUCAUCAUCCACCUCGUGUUCGGUUGUAUGGGGCAUUUACAAUUUGGUUGUGUGGCGCAUUUACAAGAAAGGGAUUAAUUCUGCAUAAAGAAAUAUCGUAAUGUUGACGACCCAUUCAUAAUUCCAAAUUCCUAAGCAAGCAACAAUGGGCAUCUGUGGACUCUACGCGUAAAGGGUUAAUGGGCAUUUUCCUGUGCCCUCCACGCUCCCUGGGCGGCUGGGCCCCUACUCAAAUUCCAAUUUAUUCAAUAAAAUCAUCAGCCCUCCACAUUUCCAUAAACCAAAGCAUCGAAUGAUACUGUUUUUGUUUUCUUCUUAUAAUUUAAAAUAAAACACGAAAUUAAAAUUCCUAAUAUUCUUGAUCGUCAUCAUCAGAAAUCUUUGAGCAGCUUGCGGACCUGUUCCAGUGUGACGAAGAGCACAAUAGUGAAAGGUCCCUGCCUUGAGAUUGUAGGGAUGAACCCCUUGUAGAGGGCCAUCGGUCCCUCUGCGCGUACUGUUUUCAGGGCGCAGUCCAAAGCUCCGGUGUACGGCGGCGCCGCCCCCGGCUCCACCUUCAUGUUCAUCACCCUGGUUUUGAUUACGUCCACAGGGUUUGAGGCCACUGCCGCUACAAAUCCGGCGGCGAAGCUCGCCGUCACGUGCGUUCCGAGGCCGUCCUUCAUCAGACCCUUUUGUAGGAUUGUCUCCUUGAUCUGAUCGUAGGAGGCGAGUUGCGAGGCUGUGACGAGCAUGGCGCGAUUCACCGUAAGGGAGGAGCCGCGCCACAGACUAGUGACUCCCUCCUGUUUGGACAUUCUGGUUAUGGCGUCCAGAACGCUUUUGUAGUUGCGGCGCUGGGCCAGAGGGAGGCGGCCGUCGGCUUGCAUUCGGACCAUGGCCACGUCGGCAGGGUUUCCGACGACGGCCCCGAUCCCGCCGGCGAUCAGUCCAGCUCCUAUCUUGCUUACGAGCGGCAUGUUGCCGGUAGCUGGGUCAGUCCAUUUCUUCUUAAGAAUGUCGUAGAGACCCAUGCGAGUAGUGGAGUACAGCGUUUGGCGAAGGACGGUGGCAGAGACGCCGGAGAAGAGAGCGACCACCCCUUCCUGUUGCACGAUCCGGACUCCGACGGUGAUCGGACCCACGCGCGGGGGCCGAGUCACGUGGACAGCCGUGGGAGCGGCGCCUGUCUGGAAAGCGAGCGCUGGACGGAGAGUUUGAACGGCGGGAUUGGGAACCUGCGUCUCACCCUGGAGCUGCAUCCGGACCUUGAUGAGGUCGAGCGGGUGGGUGGAACACCCAGCGAUGAUCGAAGCAAUACCCCCUUCAACAAAGCCCUUGAGACCCAUCUCUAAGUUUUCUCAGAAACCAAACACACAAUCAAACUGGACCCAGCAAGUGAAAAAACGAAAAGAUGGGUUCUUUUUGCUUAAAUCCCUUUGUCCAGGGCUUUUAAGAAAAAGAAGAAGAAAAUCUAAGAGGACCAGUUGGAGUUGGGGUUCAUAUCACUGGAAACAAGGAGAUGGGAAUGGAGGCCAAAUGCAAUGGAAGAGGAAUGUGGGACGUUGGGUCUCUGAGACAUAUGCUGGUUGCGUAUCCAAGAGAGAACGCUGCAAUGAAUGAUAUGGUUU
Molecule: messenger RNA, 5720 nt
Organism: Vitis vinifera (wine grape)
Lineage: Eukaryota; Viridiplantae; Streptophyta; Magnoliopsida; Vitales; Vitaceae
Product: rho GTPase-activating protein REN1
Exons: 24
Coding region: 332-2941 (869 amino acids)
Biological process (GO): signal transduction
Source: RefSeq, a predicted model, not a curated record